GGCGGACGCGCAGCGCAGAGCGCCUCUGGGCGGAAGGUUUGAAGGCGAUUUUCACGGUGUCAGACGGAGUUCGCUCUCCUCUUCAUGGUGAGGAAAUUGAAGCAUAGAGAAAAAAAAUCGGAAUCAGAUAUCAGAUUAAUUCCUUAAGUGGUAGAGCUGGGGUGAAAAUUUGGGCAGUGUGGUUCCAUAGCUCACACCGUUAUCCACCACAUGAUUCUGGCCAAUCAACAAGUUCCAAAAGAUGAGUCGUGGGUAUUCAGAAAACAACAAUUUUCUGAACAAUAACAGCCAAAUGGUGUUGGACAUGAUCCUUUAUCCAUUAAUCGGAGUCCAUCAGACCAUCAAUUGGGAAACUGUGGCAAGACUUGUGCCUGGAUUAACACCUAAAGAGUGUGCAAAAAGGUUUGAUGAACUGAAGAGCAGUGGGAGUUCACCUGUUGACAACCAGUAUAAUACCCUAAUGGCUACUGGAGAGAGUCCUAUUGAAACUUUAGCCAUGUAUAUUAAAUCCUCACUUCUUGACACACAGGGAGAAUUUCAGGAGACUCCAGUCGGUCAGGAUACAGUUUCCAAAACAGGAAGACAUAGUAUAGCUUCCACAAGGAAUUGUUCUUCAGAAAGUGAAAAUUGUACUACUCGUAAUGGUGGAGAAAAGACUGAAGAAACUGAAGGGCCAAACAUGGUGAUCCAUGUAUGUGAUGAAGCAAAAAACUUGAAAGAAGAUUUUAUUUGUCCACGAGAUCUUUUGAUAUCAGAAAUGAAGUACUUUGCUGAAUAUUUAUCUGUGGAUGCCCAGCGCUGGGAAGAGGUGGACAUUUCAGUUCAUUGUGAUGUUCACAUUUUCAACUGGUUGAUAAAAUACGUUAAAAGAACCACCAAAGAGAAUAAAGAUUCUGAGAUCCCCACUUUAGAGCCAGGAAAUGUCAUAUCAAUUCUUAUUUCUUCAGAGUUUUUGAAAAUGGAUUCAUUGGUUGAACAAUGCAUUCAGUAUUGCCACAGAAAUAUGAAUGCCAUAGUAGCUACGCCAUGCAACAUGAACUGUAUUAAUGCAAAUCUUCUUACACGUAUAGCCGAUCUGUUUACACAUAAUGAAGUUGAUGAUUUAAAGGACAAGAAAGAUAAGUUUAGGAGCAAACUUUUUUGUAAGAAGAUUGAAAGACUCUUUGAUCCUGAGUACUUGAAUCCAGAUUCUCGGAAUAAUGCAGCAACAUUAUACAGAUGUUGUUUGUGUAAGAAACUUUUAACAAAAGAAACAGAAAGGAGAAUUCCUUGUAUUCCUGGAAAAAUCAAUGUGGAUCAACAUGGAAAUAUUAUCUACAUUCACAUAAGAGAUAAGACUUGGGAUGUUCAUGAAUAUUUGAAUAGUCUUUUUGAAGAAUUAAAGUCUUGGAGAGAUGUAUAUUGGCGUUUGUGGGGAACUGUCAACUGGCUAACUUGUUCAAGAUGUUAUCAGACUUUUCUGUGUAUAGAAUUUUCACAUUGUCAGUAUCACUCGGAAACAGUGGUUUACCCUACCACAGCAAAUUCGCUUACUAUCAUUGGCACUGGAAUUUAUCCCUGCUGUAACCAAAAGGUUCUUCGGUUUGAUCCCACUCAGCUUACAAAGGGCUGUAAAGUGAGGGACCACAUGGUUGCUCUUCAUGAUCAAGGUGAAGGUGGAGAUUUGCUAUCCUGCCCGACUGCUAGAAUACUGGAUGAUCUACACAAGCACAAAGAUGUCAUUAUUGUGCCUUUUUCUAAAGAUGCAAUUAGCGAUUCUGGGCUUGGUCCUUCUGAUGAAAAAGGGCUGGACUGUGAUGUUUUGCUGGAGCCCAAUACACCAUGGGGCCCCAAAAGUGGGGAGCUUAAUGCUUUUUUGUCAGUGAAAAACUGGACUCUGCAGCUGAAGCAGCAGUCGUUAUUUUCAGAAGAAGAAGAAUAUACCACUGGAUCUGAGGUUACUGAAGAUGAAGUUGGUGAUGAAGAAGAAGUAUCCAAGAAACAAAGGAAAAAGGAGAAACCAAAGAAGUUCACUAAACAACCGAAAAAACAGAUGUCUUCACCCUGUGGUCAAAAAAAAGAGAAGGCAUUGGAAAAGUCAACUUCUAGAGAUGUGUCUCCUUUCGUUGUGAGUAUGCAGAAAAAUAAGUGGGAUGCCACAAGAUCAUUGAGAUUCAAUCAGGAUGCACAAAGGGAAGAUGACCAGCGACGGAUGUCUGAAAUUACAGGACACCUAAUAAAGAUGAGAUUAGGUGAUCUAGACCGUGUCAAGUCAAAGGAAGCAAAAGAAUUUGCAGGAGGUAUUUACUCCAGGCUAGAAGCACAAAUCAAGGCCUCAGUGCCAGUCAGUGCACGGCAAACCAACUCAGAGAAAAACACAAGGUCUAAAAAUCGUUUUGGUCAAGGGCGUCCUGUAUAAAGCACCUUCAGAUAUAACUGAAAAGACAGAAGACACACCUCUAGAUGUCUGAAAUUGCUCACUUCUUGAAGAUCUUCAGACUGAUGACUUUAAAAUGUGUUAUUAAUCAUUCAUGCAAACCACAUAAAUGCUAAGGGUUAUAUGGUUAGUUCUUAUGAAAUCUAAUUGUAAAUAUGAAACUUCUUAACUCUGAUUUUCCUUAGUGUGAUCUAGACUGUGUAGAAAAUUAGUAUUUAUAAAAUUGCAUAGUUAAGGGAUUCCUAAUAUUUGUUAUCCUUUAUUUAUUUAUUUGAAAGAGAAGAGACCCAAAUUCUCAAGUAGCUAAGCUAUUUUUAAAGCCUUAGGGGAGGAGAGCUGGUAGUGCUGCCAUGCAUAUGCACUGACUGUGGUAUGUCUUUUGGGCUGUAAAUCUUGGGAUACCAUUGAGGACUACAGUUUUUGUGAUAAAAUUUCCAGUGAUUCUAAUAUUAAGUUUGCAUGAAUACUAAGGAGUGACAGACCUCAAGACUGCAUUAAAUAAAGUUUCAAGGUGAGGUAUUACCUGUGUUGGGUAGAAGAGUUCGUUUUUUUCAGCAUUAUUCCAUGGAAAGCACAAUGUUAAUCCAAUCGUUUUUUUUUCUUUUGGUUUUUAAUGCUUAUCUGUUGGUCAUCUAAAGUGGCAUUUCUAAUUAUUACCACUUUCAUCUAUGAAGCCAGUGUCAUUCUGAAUUUCUUAAAAUAACUGUUGAAAGUUUUGGCAUAGUAAAUCAUUUCAGUUGUGUGACACCCCAACUCUGCGGUUCUCGGGGCUCUGAAUCCCAACCAUAUUUUUGUAGCCCUUUAAAGCAGUUAUUACUAACCAAGCAGAAAGAGUGCUCAGGAAAAAUUUGUUUCACACAGAAGCAUAUGAGAAGCUACGUUUAGAAAUUACAUAUAGCAUAAGUCUCUGAAAAACUUUAAGAUGCACUGUUUGUAUUUUUAGUCUUCAUUUGCCUUAUAGUUGAAAUUCUUUAAAUUUUUUAGAGGACAGGCUUUGAUAAUAUGUAACAGAAAGGCAGUUUCUGUUGAAAUGCUGAAGUGUUACUUUCAGUCUACACUGAAUGUAACAAAUCAUUUUUAGUGAGUGUUUCAGUUGAUAAAUGAAAUUAGAUAUUUGAUAUUAUAUGACUUUGCCAUGGUUUUUGAACUUGUUUGGGAAUUUUGUUCCAUUUUAUGCAUUUUUCCAAGUUGUUUGAUAUUUUUGAAGUGGAUUAUAAGACUUUUUAUUUUAAAAGAAAUUGUUUUGCAGCAUAUUAUCUACCUGUUAAAUACCAGAGUUUUGUUGUAGUUUAUUAUAUUAUUCUCUAAUUAAAAAGAUUUAGGUAUGUACAUGUAUUUAGUGUUGUGAUGGUCACAGGUUAGAAAAAGAAAAUACACUAAUACACUUUCGGGCCUCCCCUGGUGGCGCAGCGGUUGAGUGCUGGGCUGCAAGGCUGCCCGCAGCCUCUGCAGCACCGGUUCGUUCCCCGGCCACCAGCGAGGGUCCCACAAAAAAAAAAAAAAAAAAAAAAAAAACAACACUUUCUUCAUUUUUAACUGAUGACAGCAAAGCAAAUUACUUCUCCUCUGGGGGGUGGACUGUACCACUGAUUUGAUUUUUAUAAACAAUUUAAUUAUCUUCAGAAUGUGCUUUUUUAUUAUGUCAAUUUUUGUUUAUAAUACAUAGCACAGUUACCACAAACAUUUAAAUCAAACUCUAUGGCAUUUCUUUUACCAAGUACUUUUUUAAAAUUUAUUUACUUAUGCAUACAAGAACUGGGUACAGGCUAGAGAUGCAGGAGUAAGAGGAUUCACCAGAGACAGUGGGGAACAGAACAGGCAGACUCACUGAAAUACACUGCUGAGGGGAGCAGCAGGCAAGACAAGAGAGGUCUGCUGUGCCAUGUGGGUAGCUCCCUGGCUGGGGAUCAAACUCAUGCUGCAGAGGCUGCAGAUUGCUUCACAGUGCUGUGCUUAACCCCUUCCGCCACCAGGAGGCCCACUUUUGCCAAAUACUUUUGAGAUUUUACC
Messenger RNA from Talpa occidentalis (Iberian mole), 4426 nucleotides. RefSeq names its product SANT and BTB domain regulator of CSR (gene SANBR). The record is from RefSeq and is a predicted model, not a curated record. The coding region runs from base 242 to 2398 and encodes 718 amino acids. The transcript is spliced from 22 exons. Lineage: Eukaryota; Metazoa; Chordata; Mammalia; Eulipotyphla; Talpidae.